Molecule: messenger RNA, 393 nt
Organism: Suillus discolor
Lineage: Eukaryota; Fungi; Basidiomycota; Agaricomycetes; Boletales; Suillaceae
Exons: 2
Coding region: 1-393 (130 amino acids)
Source: RefSeq, a predicted model, not a curated record
AUGUCUGCUGCAAUGCCUGCCGUUGCCAUCAGUUCAUUUCUCCUGGACCAGUCAGACUCACAGCCUGCACUCAAGAUGCGAGGCGCUCAGGCUUCAAUGGUUCUCGAUCAUGGAGACUUCAAUUGUUCAUUCGAUUCUGGUUUCGCAGACAUCACAACAAGUGCAGCUUCUCUACGACUCUCACAGAAUGAGCGCAUCAAAUCUGCUAUUAAGAUUCUUCGAGACGGCUGCAUAUUCAUUCUUGACUUUAUGUCUACAAUCCUUGAUCCUUCGCAGCUCGAUUUCGCCAUCAACCGUGACCGAAUAUACUACCCCUCGAAGGAAAAUCUCAAGGAUGGGUCCUCAUGUGGGAAACUGGAGCAAGUAUUGGACCAAAUCUUUGCCGACUCAUGA